AGCACCUCGCCAUAAAUGCCAUCCUUGUUGCAGCCAUCAAAUAUCAAGUUGUCCUCAAAGGUCUGAUGCUAGGCUGCAGCUGCCUCAGCCGCCAUCAUGUUCACCAAAAAGAAAAAGUCUCGGAUCCAGAUCUCCUCUCCAUCAAACUUUGAGCAUCGCGUACAUACAGACUAUGACGAGCAGGAGCAAAAGUUUGUUGGUUUGCCACGGCAAUGGCAUUCUCUCAUCGAAGACACUGCCAAAAGGCCAAAACCCUUCAUCGACGCCACGGUCAUCACUACUGUAGAGCCACGCAAGACAAUUGUGCGUGGCAGCAAGCUGGGAGUGGACGGCUCUCUGACAUGGCUGUUGGAUGAGUUUGACACCAUGUCUGUGACACGCUCCAACUCCUUGCGACGAGGCAGUCCCCCAAUCCAUCCUCGCAAGGACUCGGGCUCUUCAGGAGGAGGGGGGCAGGAGAACGGAGAUCCUCACCACAGACACCACCCACACCCGGAUAGACAAGACAGAGACCGACCCAGACCAGACCACCAUGCGGGUGGAGGUGACCCCCGCCAGGGUCCACGUGCACUCCGUCCUCCUCAGUGGGAGGAGGGAGGUCAGGAUCGGCCUCAGCAGCAGCCCCGGGGCCAAGAGCCCAGCCGGGCCCACAGGGAUAGACCGGGCUCUGGGCCCCCUCCCCCACCUCACAGAGACAGAGAGCAUCGGGACCGGGACCAGAUGGAUCAACCAAGUGACCAAAGGCCAAAGUCCAGCUACAUGGUGCGGGAUGGCAGCCCUCAGUCUCCCAGGGACAAAAGGCCUCUCUCUGGACCUAACAUCCGCACCCCUAGCCUGCCAGUAUCAGAGGGGGUGAUGAAACCUACACAACAGAACACACGGCCAUUCAACACCUACCCCAGGACGGACAGUGAGGGCGGACGCAGCCCCACGGGACAGCCUGUGCGACACCAUGAGUCUCCUCAGAACGGCCCCUCCAGCGGCUCCUCUCGAGGUUCCUCCAGCUCCAAGCCCCCUGUAAGCCACCCUCAUCACACAUCCCAUCCCAGCCUGACCCCUGAGGCUACUCAGCACCCACACACCCCUCACCCAAGCGUUCCAGUCCCCCGGCCCCCAGCACCCUCUGGGCCCCCGGCCCCAGGUGCUCCGCGCCAGGGCCGCUCGCCGCAGAGGGAGCCCCAGAGGGUUUCUCAUGAGCAGUUCAGAGCAGCGCUACAGAUGGUGGUGGAUCCUGGUGAUCCGAGGACCUACCUGGACCACUACAUCAAGAUAGGGGAGGGGUCCACCGGGAUCGUCUGUAUCGCCACGGUGAAGACCACCGGGAAGCUGGUGGCUGUGAAGAAGAUGGACCUGAGGAAACAACAACGCAGAGAACUCCUCUUUAACGAGGUGAGACUUUAUGAUCUAUUGAAGGCUCUGGUUCAAACAGUUACCACUGUUUACGUUAUGUUCUUUCUCUAUACCAAUGACACCUCACCGAAAUGUUUAUCUGAAACUGAGAAUUGUAAAUAUUUGUUUGUCUAUAUCAAAAGUUCUCUUUUGUGUGUGCUUCACCAUCUGUACACGAGAUAUCAUUGGAACAGAUUAAGACAUUUUGCUGGAGGGAAGGUUCCUUUGAGGAUGAACGAGGAGCAGAUUGCCACGGUGUGUCUGUCUGUCCUGAAGGCGCUGUCUGUCCUCCACACACAGGGUGUGAUCCACAGAGACAUCAAGAGUGACUCCAUCCUCCUCACUCAUGAUGGCCGCGUGAAGCUGUCAGACUUUGGCUUCUGUGCCCAGGUGUCUAAAGAGGUGCAGAGAAGGAAGUCUCUGGUUGGAACGCCAUACUGGAUGGCACCAGAACUCAUAUCCAGACUGCCAUAUGGACCAGAGGUGGAUAUCUGGUCUCUGGGUAUCAUGGUGAUAGAGAUGGUGGACGGGGAGCCGCCGUACUUCAAUGAGCCGCCGCUCAAAGCCAUGAAAAUGAUCCGAGACAACCUGCCUCCCAAACUGAAGAAUCUGCACAAGGUCUCCCCUCUGCUCAAGGGCUUCCUGGACAAGACGUUAGUGCGGGACCCAGCUCAGAGGUCCUCGGCCAGCGAGCUUCUCAAACACCCCUUCCUGACCAAGGCGGGGCCCCCCUCCUGCAUCGUCCCUCUGAUGAGGCAGAACAGGAUGAGAUGAGACCUGUGACACCAAGAGCUCCACACUCUGGAGGGUAGUGUGUGCAGGUUCAGAUGGAACACAAUAUUCCUGCACAAAGAGGGGGAGGGGUGGGGGGUGGGGGGCACAGAGGUCACGGCUGAGAGCUGCAGAGAGUAAACUGGGUGUGCACAAGUAUUCUUUUUUCCUUAUGGGAAUCACUGAACUGUAGAGGUGUACUCUUUCAAAAAGAGUGUGUGUGUGUGUGUGUGUGUGUGUGUGUGUGUGUGUGUGUGUGUGUGUGUGUGUGUGUGUGUGUGUGUGUGUGUGUGUGUGUGUGUGUGUACCUGGAAAUAUUGUGGCUGUUUUUUUGUUUUCCAUUUGGACCUUACCUGGAUUUUAAGUGUGGAGGGGGGUUUUGCACACCAAUCGGAUGCUUUGAAGGAGCCGUGAGCCCCAGGCUGAUUUUAGGCAUUGGCUGGGCAACAUUUUAAUCUCACCAUUCGACGGUCUGAAGAUGAAUUCUCUCACUGAAGGGCUUCUCCCGCUGACAGAUCCCAGACCCAGACACUAUCCUCAUCACACCCAGAACUUACUACUGAGGGAGGACUUCUGCUGACUCAGACAUGAGUCAAACAAACUUUAUUUUGUAGCCAUAUAAAUACUAGCUUUCUGUUGCAAACAAGCAAACAUACACUAAGUCAAAAGGUAAACACUGGAGUUGUGGUUUUUUUUAAAUUUGGUUUUACUCUUAUUUCCUCCUUAUUUUCCUGUGUAAGUACAAUGAACAUAGAGAGGUAUAUCAAUUUUGAUGUUUUGCUAUCUCUUUUGUGAUUUUUUUAUUAUUAUAAUUAUUAUUAUGAUUUGUUUCAUGGGUUAUUUUAGAGAAAGAUGUGAUGAUUUUUGAAGCACUGUUGACGAGAGAUAGAAGCUGCACUCCCGGUUGAUUCCAGCACGCAGACACUAGACUUUAUAUUGUAUUUCUUUAGACCAGACCAGAUGGGAUUUGUUGUCCAUCCACCUUGGUGAUGAAGAUGUCCCUUUAUCGCCAGGACAAUAAUACACCCCCUUAACACUGAAUGGAACUACAAUUCUGACAAAGCUUAUACAAAUCCCAGCCCUGUUUUAGCAUUUCUCCUUUUUUUUAAUUUUAGAAGAGUAGGCUUUUCCAUGACCUGUUUUUUAACUUUAAUAACUAUUUCACCUGAAAGAGGUUUCUUCUGGUAGAAAGUGAGAGUGCUCGAAUUUGUUGUCAGUCCACGUUUGUUUGGAUUUGUUUUAUUCUGUGGUUCACAUUCUCUUUCUGACAGUCAUUGCUCUCUUUCAACAAACGCAGAGCGGCUGCUGUUCCAGGCUGCUGCUGAUUAGAGCUCUCAUCGCGUUAUUCUAUUCAAUCAAUUCAUCAUUGAUCUCGUAGUUAAGGCCUCUGACGGAGCGCUCCUGAAUCACCUCACGAGUGCUUUAUUUUUAAGCGGUAAAGGAAACUCUUAUAGUACUUGGCACGAAGACAUUGUGUGAAGAUAUGCUUCUGUUUGCAUUUCAGUCUCUGUGCAUCAUGUGUUCUGUGACAGUGGACCUUUGGGCAGAUGACCGGGGUGCUUAAGGCACACAAUGCUUCUAUGAAAAUCCAAUAUGAACACUAGUUAGCAACAACUGUAAUACUAACGCACACAUGCACGCAUGCAUGAGCUAAAAGAAUAAUCCGACCUGGAUCAUAGUUCUGCAGCAGUGCAAAGAAACCAUCCUCCAUCAGUGCUCGGUUCAUUUCAUGACAAUAUGUAACAGGUUUAUGUUUAUUGUCAGACACAAACACUCAUUAGGACAUCCAGAUCAGUCACUGCAAAUGAAAUGUUUUUAAAUUCCAGCAGACACUAAAAAUAAAUGAAUUACACUUCAGGUCUGGUUUAUACCUUGGAGCAUUGGACAGUCACUUAUACAGACGAUGGCUGGAGAGAUAAGGCUCUGUUAUUAUUCCUCCCUCUGAAGGUGGUUUGGCACAGAGAUGCUUAUCCACACAUUCCACUCUGCUGCUGUUUCCAUUCCUUCUAUGUCUUCUGUUGCAACUAAACAGGAGAGGGGCUUCAAUUAUUAGGAUGGCAUAGCACAAUCGCUGUUGUCAUGAACUAUUCCACAUAUACUGCUAUACAUACAGCUAUAGGUAUGCACUAAUGAUACAGUGCACAUUUUCCUUUAUUCUUCUUGUGCUUAUGUGGAACCCAAUGACUGAGUGCUUGUGCAAAUAGCAGGAUGUGUUCCAAGCUAGAACUUGUUUUCUAACAAAGAUGAUCAUUCUUGCAAAGCACAGCAAUGAUGGUGAGAACGCCCUCCCGGGCAUGCAGUCUGUCGGGUGUUUCCUUGGAGUCGUCUCUGGGUUCCUUAAUGCUCUCCUGUUUUAGCAGCGGUGUGAGCACAACAAUGUAGCUUCCACUUCCUGAAACAGGUGUUCUCUGGUUUACAUGAGCAGCUCUGAGACACUGCAGGCUAAGUGUUGGUUUAUCAUCAACUUUUUCUGUUUCCAGUAACAUUCACUGAAGAUAGAUUCCUGGUAGGCGUCUUUGCACAUUUCAGCUGUUUUUCUGUCUGAUGCGUGACAAUGACUCACAGAGUAGGAAACAUGCUGCGAUGCUUCGUGUUUCUAAUGAGACGUGAGGGCUGUGUGGAUGAUGUUUGACCGAAUGACAUCACGUAUGGUCCAGGUCAUUCAGCUUUGUUUUGUUUGGUUGUGACACUUUCUCAUUUUAUAACAGGCAGAAUCUCAAAUUAGACCAUAAGAUCUGGACGUAUUGAUUCUUCACUCACAUUUCAUAGUUUAAAUCCGCUGAAUGCUGGUAAAUGAAUCUGUUGAGCUUCCUGCUGUUCUUUUUGAGAGGCCGGAAUAUGUAUAGCAUAUGAGAACCACUGAUAAGACAAAAAUAAAUCUAAUCAUUUUGAGAAUAAUGUCAUGCUGUAUAUUAUGAGGGUGAAAAAUGUGUAUUUUUUGAAAAGGAAAGUCAUAUUUUGCCAACUAUUUUUAGAUAUUAUCAAAGCUAAAAAAAAAAAUGAGGUUGCUUCAGGAACAAAAAUACAUUUGAAUAGGAUUCUGUGUUUAAUGGUUUGGCUCUGCCUCUUUUUCACCUCAACAUCCUCAAACGUAUUAUACUAAGGUACUCAUUUGCAGACCACUCAGACAUUUGUUUUUCAAAAUAUAUUGUCUUUUCCUCUUAGAAUUUAAAUUGAACCUCUAAAUAUUGAAACUUCUGUCAUAAAACAUUUUGCCUUUGUUUUCAGGUUAUUUGGUUUCCUACCUUGGCCCCAUCUGUUAUGUGUAUGUCCUUACAUUGUGUUACCAAUAGUUUUUUUUCCCACCUUGUCCUACCUGCAUGUAGGUCAAGGUGUAAACAAACUCUCUGUUAUAUUAUUUUAUAUUUUUCCUGUUUAUCCCACAUUCAGUCAUUUCUCCUUUUGAUGAUCAAUGUGAAAGUCCCUGAUGUGUUCUGGUAGAAUGAUGGAUCUUUGGGUAGACUGUAACUAUAUUUGUAUGGCCCAGAUUCUACUGCUGUGUUUGUGUUGGAGGGUAUGUUUGUGUACAUAUUCAUGAUUUCUUGCCUUAACAUUUACAAACACUACUUGACGGCUGACGGUGUUGACACUACGACUGUUAAAGACGGAGAACAGAGACUUCCAUGACGCUUCUUGUCAUCUCGCAUAUCUGAAUAAGUCCAAUCAUUUGUAUCAGAAGUUAUGAGAAGAUCUUCCUGCUUGAUACAUUAAAAAGGCUCUCAUUGACAUUCCUGCUGAGACCACUUCAGAUUUUCUUCUCACCUCCAUUUUCGGGAGCUUCCAAUAGUUUUCAUUUCUUUACAAGUAGCAAAUGAGCAGCCCAGUGCUGUGUUCAGGGUUCAGUGCCGUGCCUUGCCUUGCGGCAUAUUGACCGACAUUUUGGGGAUUUUGCAGUUACAUGAAUAGUCUUGCUUCUUGGGAAAACCCCCAGCAGCUGGUUUCCAUAGCGACCGUGUGUUGACUGAUCCCCAUUGACCACUACUGACCAACCAGCCUGCGCUAUGAAAUAUGUGACAAAUGGGUAAUUGUCAUUGACUUGCCUUUUGUUUAAAUGCUGGUAUUGUGCAGUAUUGACAUGUCUUGCCAUACAUCAAAUUCCAACUGUUCCUGCUCCAUCUUGUUUUUGUAAAUUUCACUGAUAUUGUAAAAAAAAAAACAUAGACUAAACUUUGCAAAUUAUGCUUCUUUUUUUUUAAAAUACAGAUUUUGUAAAAGUCUUCCAUGGUGUCGGUUUUCUGUUAUUUUUGUCUGUUCUGAAAUGUUGUUUUUAACAGACGCCCGCUGACAGGUGCAGCGAAAAUGAGCUGGGGCUCGCAAUUUCGAAGAUGGACACAAUUUCCAAAGAUAUCAAUAUUUUAUCAAAUCCUUAUUUGAUUUGCUGCAUGUAUGGAAGU
Molecule: messenger RNA, 6554 nt
Organism: Notothenia coriiceps (black rockcod)
Lineage: Eukaryota; Metazoa; Chordata; Actinopteri; Perciformes; Nototheniidae
Gene: pak4
Product: p21 protein (Cdc42/Rac)-activated kinase 4
Exons: 11
Coding region: 97-2163 (688 amino acids)
Biological process (GO): protein phosphorylation
Molecular function (GO): ATP binding; protein serine/threonine kinase activity
Source: RefSeq, a predicted model, not a curated record